Messenger RNA from Exophiala xenobiotica, 2102 nucleotides. RefSeq lists its product as uncharacterized. Gene Ontology annotation, molecular function: cysteine-type endopeptidase activity; cysteine-type deubiquitinase activity. The transcript has a single exon. The record is from RefSeq and is a predicted model, not a curated record. Bases 191 to 1930 code for a protein of 579 amino acids. Gene Ontology annotation, cellular component: nucleus; cytosol. Gene Ontology annotation, biological process: protein deubiquitination. Lineage: Eukaryota; Fungi; Ascomycota; Eurotiomycetes; Chaetothyriales; Herpotrichiellaceae.
CAGACUGAGCUUGUCAGAGAAAGUACAUCUUUUGCGACCCAGUUCCUCUCAAGUCAAACAUUUGGUCGCAGACUGCGGCCUUCGAGUCCUCACCCUGUAGCGAAGCGUCGACAGAGUCCCCGGGACAUGUCGUGACGGUGAAGCCCGUCGAGCACCAUGGCUUUGGGCCUGCUAUCCAGUAUUACUCCGAAUGCCUGACAAGCCUACAACCGUUGUCGCCUAUGCGGCUGGCGCCUCACUUGCUGCAAUCGCUGCCUUCUACGUCUUCGGGCCUACAUUCUUCAUCGAUGGCGAGAACUCCUACCACACUAACGAUGGGCGCAAAAGGACCAUCAUCGGUCUGUCCAACCCUGCGAAUGACUGCUUCAUCAACUCGGUUCUGCAAGCUUUAGCUGGUUUAGGCGACCUGAGAAUAUACCUGAUAAAAGAACUGCAUCGGAGACAGCUUGACGGACCAGAAAUAUACGAAUCGGCCCCACCGGUCCUGCGGAAGGGUGAGAAAGCGGACAAGGUGGUGAACCUGCAAAAGGGUCCGAUCACUAAGGCUUUGAAGGACAUGCUUGAUGCUCUGAAUGAGCGUCCGAUCUACAAGAAAACUAUCAGCGCCCGGCCGAUGAUAGAAGCAUUGGAAAGAGCAUUCCAGACUCGAAUCAGUCGAAACCAGCAAGAUGCACAGGAGUUCCUACAGAUUGUCCUCGAACGACUUUGCGAUGAGUAUCAUGCUGCACAACGAGCACGCCUGCGAUCUGCGGAUACGCAGCAGACCGAAAAUGGCGAGGCUACAGAGUCGAAGGCGGCAGACUCAAGGCCAGCAUUGUCCGAAGUGUCUGUGGGCACCAACGAAGGAUUUCCAUUCGAGGGACGUAUCGAGUCACAAAUUCAGUGUAUGCGGUGCGGAUUCAGGACGAAACCCAGCGUUACCACUUUUGUUUCAUUGACAUUGAAUGUACCACAGAAAAGUUCAACUUCACUAGAUCAUUGUUUCGACGUUCUCCUCAAGAGUGAGGAGAUUGACGACUUCAAAUGCGACAAAUGCAGGCUAAAACAUGCACUGGAAUGGAAAAAUAAGAAACUAAAAUCGGCAACGGCAGAUAAAGAUCGAGCAGAUCUAGAGAAAGAUAUUAUUGAAAUUGAGCGGGCUCUCGAGGAAGAUCCCGAAAAAGCACCAGAAGGUGUCACUCUUCCAGAUUCGAACCUGGCGCCAAAAUGCAAGAUUCGGAAGUCGACUCGUAUUACGGUCUUUCCGAAGGUCAUUGCAAUCCAUCUCUCCAGGUCGGUCUUCGAUCCGGGGAGUUAUUCGACCAAAAAUAUGGCCAAGGUCUCGUAUACCCAGCGGCUGCGCCUCGGAGGGCUUAUGAAUGAAAAAUGGUAUAAACUGCUAGGUGUAGUCUGCCACAAAGGGAGCCACCACAGCGGGCACUACGAGUCAUUUCGACGAAAUCACCUAUAUCCUCCGUUUUCAACUCCUGAUGCGUUCAGCGCCUAUGCAACUAGGAGCCCCAGUGCCGUUCCCUCGACGACACCUAGCCCGAGUAUCGACGCUAUCCAGUCUAAUGGGGCGAACACAUCAGUCGGUCCUUCGCAAGCACAGUCCAGCAUGUCCUCGAUGACUUCUUUGUUGACAGGGAACAGCAGACCCAGUUCAAAAGGAGAGGAAUAUGGCGGGCCUCCUUCAUCUCGCGCACCGACUGACGAUGCAGGCAUGUCGCCAGUCCAGAGAACCGAGACUCAAGCAUCCAAGCCCCAGAUCCGGACGCAAGAAGCAUCCCCAGGCAAGUUUCGCCGACGAAAGAAGUCUAAUGAUCGAUGGUGGCGUAUCUCUGAUGAUAAGAUCAAGGAGGCACGUACAUCAGACGUCUUGUCCAUGCAACGCGAGGUCUAUCUUUUAUUCUACGAGCUGGAAAGGCCUGGUGAUGAUGGAAUGGCAUGAAGUUCCUUCUGAUGGCGGUGAAUUGCUUCUGCUGUUGACGGGAUGCGGCAGGUACAUACAAAGCAAGAUGUUUGAACAUUAGCAGCUGUUUCUCUUGCUGUACUCCCGUGACAACUUGGGUAGCGAGUCAGCCUUACAUGUGUAGAUAUGGCAGCAAUAUAUUCGACUCCUG